AUGCAUUUAUCACUAGUAGAUACUAUUAACAUGGUGGAUGACGGCUGCAGCUCACCAGGCAACUUCCACGAGAUGGUAAAGGGAGCGGUGGUGUCUGUUGGGACCCAUGUCCAUAGCAUUGAUGUGAUCCUGGGCUUCACAAAGGAUCCCGUACCCUUUCUCAAUCCGGGAGUCAGCACUGUACCUCCUGAAGUUAAUGUGGAAAGUCCAGGGGAUACAGGAAAACAACAUCACAUCGUGUACUCCUAUGGCGCUGUGUCUCCGAGAGACAACUCAGAACUGCCUGCUUUUCACGUACCGGAAACAUUUUCUGACACAUGUGAGUCCGAGAGAAGAGAGGUGUGGAAAUUGGCUGAGAGUGACGGGAAAUCUCCAGAGCAGACGGAUGAGGAGCAACCGAAGAAGAAGCACCGACGAAACCGUACCACCUUCACCACAUACCAACUCCAUGAGCUAGAGCGUGCCUUUGAGAAGUCUCACUACCCUGAUGUGUACAGCCGUGAGGAGCUCGCCAUGAAGGUCAAUCUCCCUGAGGUUCGAGUACAGGUAUGGUUCCAGAACCGUCGUGCCAAAUGGAGGCGUCAGGAGAAGAUGGAUGCAAGCACUGUAAAGCUUCAUGACUCACCCGUGCUCUCUUUCAGUCGACCGCCCAUGCACACCAGCAUGAGCCCCAUGAGUAACUCACUGCCCAUGGACCCCUGGCUAGCAUCUCCCCUGACAAACACUACACCAAUGCAUGCUAUUCCAGACCUCAUGGGGCCUGCACAGGGCCUGCAGACUGGAUAUCAGAGCCACGGCUUCCUGAACCCCUCUCAGGUCAUGAACCAAAGUGUGCAGCCCAUGGCACCCCCGUCAUAUCAGUGCCCGCCGGUGUUUACUGAUAAAUUCCCCCUGGAGGAAGUUGACCAAUGCAGCUUCAGCAUCGCCGCUCUGAGGAUGAAAGCCAAGGAACAUAUUCAAUCUAUGGACAAAACAUGGCAGCCCAUGUGA
Neoarius graeffei (lesser salmon catfish) is the source of this 990-nucleotide messenger RNA. It is a transcript of the gene rx1, whose product is annotated as retinal homeobox gene 1. The transcript has 3 exons. The record is from RefSeq and is a predicted model, not a curated record. Lineage: Eukaryota; Metazoa; Chordata; Actinopteri; Siluriformes; Ariidae. Bases 1 to 990 code for a protein of 329 amino acids. Gene Ontology annotation, biological process: positive regulation of transcription by RNA polymerase II. Gene Ontology annotation, molecular function: DNA-binding transcription factor activity, RNA polymerase II-specific; RNA polymerase II cis-regulatory region sequence-specific DNA binding.